AUGGCGGAGGUAACCGUGAAAGACCCGGCUUACGGAGGCCAAGAACUGACCAUUUCAAGCCUGCUGUUUUCGCCCUACUCCUUUUUCGUCACCAUAGACGUGCCCAAACGCAAGGCCGUCAUGGCUCUGAUUAGCAAAGGAGGGGGAACAAUCGUUUCCAGACCGUCAAACACCACGCCAAUCGACUACUGGCUCGUUCCCGAUUACUUCGAAGGAAACACACGUCUUGGAGCCAAGCGCGUCUCCAUUGUCUUGGACAGUGCAAGACAGGGACAGUUUCCCCCAUUACGCGACUCUGGAGGCGAAGAUUACUACUCGCCGUUCGCCAAGACCAAGAAAGCGCGAACCGAGUAUACCGACGGAGAAGUGCGGUUCCUUACAGCUUAUAUCGACAUGCACGUUGGAAAGCCACCUCUGGGUAAGUCAGAUCUCAGAUAUCUGUUCGAACUUAUGAACCACAAACAUACCGAAGAGAGUAUCAGAUCGAAACUCAAACAGCUGGAAAAGUUCCCAGUGAAUCUGGAACGGACGAAGCCGGUGAGCUACCAGGCUCCUGUUGUUGAGAACGACCUCGUCGCGAAGAAGACAACUGAAACACCUAUUCCAGGUACUCGCUUUCCUGAUGUUCUUCUAAAUUCGAUCCCUGCAGCCAAGAGAACCUCAGCGGACACGGUGCUGGCGACUCCAGUUCCGGUUAAACCGCUUGCUAUGUCUACGCAAUUACCCGAUACAACUAUGGAAGUGCCAGAUACACCAAUACCUUCUAAAAAUACGCAUGGUAAGACGAAACAGGGAAACACCCAGGUGCCUGGUACACCUGAGACGAAGAAAGGGACGUUUAUUUCACCCCAAAAGUUAUCGCCGAAGUCGGCUCAAUCGUCUCAGUCAUCUAAUCAAGUUCCUGACACGCCUGCCAAGUCAGAGCAGCCCGCUCCUGCAACAGAAGCGGCUCAGAACGCUACUACCGUCGGUUUACACAAAAAUCCUGCAAUCACAGAGGUCCCAGCUACUCCUGCUGGUCCAGAUAUACAGGUCGAGGACUCUACUACGGCUACCCAGUCUUCAAAGCGCAGCAAGAGCCCGUCCAAAAGCCCUUCCAGGGCGUCCGAGUCGCCGUCAGCUUCCAGCAAGCAGCUAACACUUCCUUUCCAGAGCAUUUCUGGGCCAAUCUCUUCCACAGCCAGUUCAUCUGACUCUGAACCGCUGGUCAUGAGAUUCUCACCGAAAAAGAACCGGAAGAAGACCAAAGAACCACUCUACGCACAGGCUCAGUCUGUGGACAACUCUUCUACUCCCUCUUCCACUCGCUUCACAUCGUCUCAGAUGGUGCCUGACUCCCAACAGUCAAUGUCAAGCACUCCCCUCAAGUUUGACACUACAGCAAGAGACUCCAGUGGGAUCACCGAAAGCCAGAUUUACUCUGCUGCGUUGACUGUUCCCCCUGGAUCUUCUGAGUUGACCGUGGAUGAAAGUAGCGGCAGUUUGGAACACAUAGCAACAGUUCGACUGUCAUCAGUGUCACGGGAGUCCAAGUGGUCACGUGACUCAUCCAUGUCUGUGGAUUCCAACGGCUUGGAUAUUUAUUCACAAGGCUCGCAAGUCAGCCAGGCAGGACGACGGACACGUGCUUCUCGAUCUCUAGCCGCGAGUGAUCUUCCUCCUCCUGCUGUUCAGACUGGAAGCUGUGUGCUUUUCCCGCGCAAAUUUAUCACCAAGUACUCUCAUCAUCCCAUUCGUGGUGUGUUCUACGGCAUUGAGAAAGUGAGUAGCCAACAGACUGACACUUCUCAGGGGGCGACACGGCAAAUUGAAAUGACUCAGGUGGAGGCACGGCAGAUGGUGAGAGUGGAGGAUGAAGGGGUUGUUGCUAAGGCGAUUUCUUCGCAAUCGUCUUCUUCUUUUGCCGAGGACAGUCAUCUCUUCGUGCAAGAAGAUAGCGAUGGGGCUGAGAAGGAGGAGAAGGAAAAGGAGAAGGAGGGUGACAGUGAUGAGGAAGAAGGGGAGGCGAAUGAGAUGGAGGAAGGCGAUGGACAGAAGGGUGAUGAUGAGGAGGAGGAAGAAAUCGUGCAGGUUCUCGAUACUCAAGAGAACCAUAUUCUCAGAGACGCCCAGCUUACUGCUGACAGCUACGACGACGUUUCAUCGGUGCCUGACAGUCAGGCGAGUGUGAUUAAACGGCCCAGUGCUUUCAGAGAGUCCCCGGUUCCCGCCAAGCGGCGUUAUCUGGACUCUUCGUUAGAUUUGGAUGUUUCGGUGCCUUCUCUCCCUUCGAUAAAUAACAUCAGGGCUCGAUUGAAGGAAUUAUCGGACAGAGUUUCCAGUGAGGGUCAUAGAGAGGACGUUAUUGGCUCCCAGGCUGAAAAGCGGGUUUCCUGGUCUUCUCUGGGUAGACAGGUUGCUGUUUUGGAGCUCGACAGUGACGGUGACGUUGUGGAGGAGAGUUUCAUUGAGGGGCAGGUGGAAGGGAUAAAAGAGGUGGAGGAGGUGGAGGCUGAGGAGGUGGAGGACGAAUCUCCGAAGGAUGACGAUGUGGAUGAGGCAGCUGCGGAAGAACAUGUUGACAUGCCCAAAGAGCAUGCCAGUAUUAUUUAUGAGGAUGCCCAACGUCGACCAUCCAGUUCUCAGCUGGAUGAAUCUUUAGGCUUGGUGUCACAGAGGGACGUGGUGGUUGUUGAAGAGCUGGAGGUGGAGGCGGAAGAGGAACAGGAGAUCGCGUCAGAUGGGUCCAAAAAAGAGUCCGAGGACCCCAUGCAGCCCGCAGAGCUGCCCCGGUCAGAUUCCGCUCCCCAAAUCUCUGAGAUUCAUUUCGACGCUGUCGACAGAUUCCAGUCUUUGCUGCCCAACGACGUGAUCGAUGAGCUCUUGGAGAGUUACGAGCCGGAAGAAGAGUAUCCCUCGGAGAAGUUCCAGGUUCUCGCUGUUCCCAUUCGAAAAGACCUUACGAGUGUUGAUCUGGACCCUUCGUUCUCUGUUCUUGACUUCCCCUUCGAGGAAAUCUCAUUCGAUGAUAUCAGAGAUGACCUGGACUAUGGAGAAGAAGAGGGCCUGUCUCAAAAAGAGCCUAUGAUCGAUAGUUCUGGUAUCCGCCCUGCUGUGGAAUGCGUGGGUCUGUUUCUGCAGAGUGGUGUUGAAGAAUAUCUGUGUUCAAUUCAAGGCCACAAUCCUAGUGUUUCUGCUGUCUUUGUCAUUGCUCUUUGCAUGAGUCGUCAAGUCACGGAACACACCACUUUGGAGGAGGUUGAGAAAAUGGACUUUCGGUUCCCUCGUCAUGUCAAGUUCUUUUCUCCAAAGGACGAUCAAGUGAUUGCUAACUACACUUCAAAGGGACCUUCCGACGAGGGUAAGUUUUCCACGCUAAAAAGGCGACAUUUCAUCGAUGACAUUCUUAGACGAAGCGAAUACUUGAAGGCAGUAUCACUUGCUUUGGAAACAGAGGAGACUGGUGCCGAGGGCGAGAAUGAAGGUGAGGUCCUCGCUGGUAGCUCUGCUGAUCGUUCUGACCGCAUUCCCCAAGAUGUUAAGAUGGAGCUAUUCGAUGUAUUUGAAGUGCCUCGCGACUACAAUCCACCCGCCCAUCGUUCACCUGAACCAAGCAGCCAGGCAUACAAGAUUGACAGCAGUACUACAGAGCCUUCUCUGGAAGAACGAAGAUUAGCCAUGGAGGAGAAGAUUCGACAGCUGCGUGCGAAGAAGAAGGCCAAGAAGGCUCGACGGGAGAAGCGCGAGUCCCUGCGUUUUGAGAAGGAGUCACCUGAAGUCAAGGAGGAUGGGCAGCCCAAGAAGAAACGUCGAAGAAAGGACGACAAGGAGGAUAAGGAGGACGACAAGGAGAAGAAGAAGCGUCGAAAGUCCAAGAAGUCUGAGAAGGCUGUGGCUACGGUCGAAUCCGAGGUGGUGGGUUUGGUGGCCGAGUCUCCUGAUCUCGUUGAGAAGGGGUUUUCUCAACCACUAGUCACGGAGACACCGAAACGUAAAUCUGGGCGGCCCAAGGACGAAUCUGUACCCUCACAGCGGGCUCUUGAGCGCCACACGAAACCCAGGACUCGAGCGACGACAGACACCGAAACAGUAAUCCCUGAAACGCCCCAAACUGCGCCUACCCCUAAGAGACGAGGCCGACCAUCUCAUCCAGCUGCCGGACGGGCCAUUUCUCAAUCUCCUGUGUCUGAAGCAACUACCCUCACCAGGAGAAGGUCAGGUCGGCCUAAGAAGACGGCUAACAAAGAAGGACACGCAGGAUUGCUUCAGUGA
Yarrowia lipolytica CLIB122 is the source of this 4251-nucleotide messenger RNA. RefSeq lists its product as uncharacterized. Lineage: Eukaryota; Fungi; Ascomycota; Dipodascomycetes; Dipodascales. The record is from RefSeq and is a predicted model, not a curated record.